GGGUCACGGGGAGUUAAGAGUAACUGCCAUUGUUUUAAUUUUGAACGCUCUACCAUUGGUAUCUGAGCCAAAGCGGUAAUGCUACCUGAAGGACAUUUCUGCAGCCCGUAACUCAGCAGUUACACGAUCGUGAGCCAUGCCUUUAGUGAAGAGGAACAUUGAACCCCGGCACUUGUGCGGGGGAGCCCUGCCGGAAGGGAUCACCAGUGAACUUGAAUGUGUAACCAACAGCACUCUCGCUGCUAUCAUACGUCAGCUGAGCAGUCUAAGCAAACAUGCUGAGGACAUAUUUGGCGAGCUGUUUACCGAGGCUAACAACUUCUACAUCAGAGCAAAUUCUCUUCAAGACAGAAUUGAUCGCCUUGCUGUCAAAGUUACCCAGCUGGAUUCAACAGUGGAAGAGGUGUCACUACAGGAUAUCAACAUGAAAAAGGCUUUCAAAAGUUCCACAGUCCAAGACCAGCAGGUGGUUUCAAAGAACAGCAUUCCUAAUCCCGUUGCUGACAUUUACAACCAGAGCGAUAAGCCACCUCCUCUGAACAUCCUGACACCUUACAGAGAUGAUAAGAAGGACGGGCUGAAGUUCUAUACAGAUCCCUCCUAUUUCUUUGACCUCUGGAAAGAGAAAAUGCUACAGGACACAGAAGACAAAAGGAAGGAGAAAAGGCGUCAAAAGGAGCAAAAGCGCAUAGAUGGCACAACGCGUGAGGUGAAAAAGGUUAGGAAAGCCAGAAACAGGCGCCAGGAGUGGAGUAUGAUGGCUUAUGACAAGGAGCUUAGACCCGACCACAGGCUGUCUCAGAGUGUGUACCACGGAGCGUCUUCGGAGGGAUCCCUGUCCCCAGACACUAGGUCACAUGCGUCGGAUGUCACCGAUUACUCUUACCCGGCGACCCCCAACCACUCUCUGCACCCGCAGCCUGUGACCCCUUCUUACGCAGCCGGCGACGCACCACCACAUGGGCCAGCAGCCCAGGCCCCCGAGCAUGAGUACCGACCCCCGUCCGCCUCGGCCAGGCACCCAGCGCUGAACAGGCCCCAGCAGCCGCCGCCGCCACCGCCGCCACAGGCCCCGGAGGGGUCCCAGGCCUCCGCGCCCACAGCGCCAGCAGACUACGGGUAUCAGAGGAUGCUCCCAGCACAGAUAAUUGAAUACUACAACCCCUCAGGACCACCACCGCCUCCACCGCCCCCCGUGAUUCCUUCAGCACAAACUGCUUUCGUCAGCCCUCUCCAGAUCCCCAUGCAGCCCCCCUUCCCGGCCUCUGCAGGUUCCUCCUACGUGGCCCCUCCUCACCCUCCCGCCGCUGGGCUCGUGGUCACAGCCCCGCCGCCCCCGGGCCCCCCGCCACCCCCGCCUGGCCCUCCUGGUGCAGGCUCAUCUCGCUCCUCCUCCCCGAUGCACGGCCCCCCGGCAGGCGAGGCAAAGCGCCAGGAGCCGGUGCAGCCACCCAUAAGUGAUGCCCGAAGUGAUCUUCUUGCUGCCAUUCGCAUGGGGAUUCAGUUGAAGAAGGUGCAAGAACAGCGGGAGCAAGAGGCCAAGCGCGAGCCUGUUGGGAACGAUGUGGCCACGAUUCUGUCCCGACGCAUCGCCGUGGAGUAUAGUGACUCUGACGACGACUCCGAGUUCGAUGAGAAUGACUGGUCCGACUGAGGCGGGGCGCAUGCGCGGUGGGAUGGCGUGGGGACGGGCCUGUGGCCGGCAGGAGACCGUGUGUCGGAAAGCGUAUCACAAAUUUUCAGUGGUCUCAACGCCCACAUAGUGGUAUUAUAAUCCUGUAGCUUAGCAACUUUUGUAUUAAUAACGUGAGAUUGCUUUUGCACAUCCAAAACUUCUGGGUUUUUUCAGUAUUUACUGUGUAAUACUUAAGUGCCACUGAACAUAGCAAAUCGUGCUGCACAUGAGGAAAUAUGCUGUAACUAUUGCAUUGUCCCGAAAACAGCAUUUUGCUUCCUUUUUCUUGGCCAUGAAAGUAUUUAGUGCAGUCUGGGUUUCUUCUCCUUGGUCCCAAUAAUUCUGCAGACUUGCUGUGUGUUUGUGAAGCUGCCUGGUGUUAGGUCGUUGCAAGAUUAAUGACUGCGUGUCAGAGUGAUGUCUUCCAAUCGGUCUGUGAUACUGUUUCACCUGGUUUUUUUGUUGUUUUGUUUUGUUUUGUUUUAUUGUGUUUCAGAAGUUGGUUCUAGAGGGAAGGAUGUAACAAGGAAGGAGAAUCCAGUGUUUUAGCUUUCAGUGUUUGGACUUGGGAGUUCCCCGCCCCCCCGUGAAUUGGAGGGAGCGAGCGAGUGUUCUCUGUUAGGUCAUUUCAUUUCCUUUGCAUGCUCUCCUGAAAUGUGCAGUUGGAAGGGCCCUUUGCGGACAGGGUUCCCUGUGGGCAUACCCUUGUCCCUGCUUGGUGACAAUUGCCAGAAGAAGUUUGGGCAGUUCCUCAGUGCAGAACAUGGGCAACGGUGUUCUUCUUCCGUCAGGGGCUGUGGGGCGUGACACUGGAAACGUGUGACAGCCCUUACGGCCUGGGUGCCAGCCAGCAUAGGCACUGUGGCCCAGGACCCCCAGGCCUCAGGGAGGGUGCUGCCUGUGGCUCCUCAUGCCCUGUGCCCUGAAGUUGGCGAGCUUGGACGGAGGUAAAAGCACAUGCUGACAGCUGCUCACUUUUCCUGGGGCCGUGGCCAGAUCAGGGGUCCAUCCUCUGGGCAGGGCCGUGGCCAGGUCAGGGUUCUGUCCCCCGGGCGCAGCGGUGGCCAGGUCGUCCAUGCCCCAGGCGGGGCCUUGGCCAGAUCAGGGGUCCGUCCCCUGGGCAGGGCCAUGGUCCUGCUUCUAGGAGCACACAGUUCUCUUUUCUCACAUUGUCGUCAGCACAGGGAAUUCUCAUAAGUACCUCAGACUUAGAUCAAGCCCGAAGCAGUACCGGGUCACUGUCCCCACCCCCGCCUCACCUUGGCCCUUCCCGCUCUGCCUCCCAGGCCACAAUACGGGACAGCUCUGGGGUGUAUCUUGCUGAGGAAGGCGGACCGUGGGAAAACUCAUAGGUGGCAGCUUGUGUCUUGGGAUUUGGGAUGAAGGAUCGCAGCGUGUUCUGAAUAAAUACAUGUACCCCGCCCCCCGUCCCCCGGCUUUGAUUCUAGAUCCAACUUCACAAAUACACGGAGACACUUGACCUCAUUAGCAAUUCUGACCCAAGUACAGCAUUGCAGAUGGAUUGUGGUUGUGACUCUCAGUCAGGAUGGCCGAGUCUUUAGCUCAAGGGAGAGGCAUCUGGUUCAAGGUAGUCAUCUCACCAGGACCAUGACCGGUGGAUUUCUGUUUCCGAGUCCUCUGGAGGACUUCAGCGGUGCCCUCGGAUGGGUCUCUGCAUCCCCAGGCGGACACUGACUUGGCUUAUGGGUGAUCAUCCUCCAAAGCCUCUACCUUGGGUUUCAAUCACAUCGAUUUGCAAACUCUGAACAGCCUAAUGUCUGGGUCCCCUUCCCAAGACUAUCUUCCUCUAUCAGGUUACCCCAGUCAUUUCAGCUGGACUAGCUGUUUUGACCCAUGCUUCACGACUUUGUUUCUUGGAGCUAGACACCAUAAUUUUACUGAUUAUAAGCCGUAGUUAUUAGUGAAUUUUAAAUUCCGCUUUUUGAUUUCUCUCCCUUGAUUUCAGUGUAAAGGCCUACUGUGUUGGCAUUAUUCUCGGGACUUUUACCAUUUGCAGUCCUGUUAUGUCUCUAUUCCAAUAUUUUGUUCUUAUUGUUACUUUUGGAUUAGGAAUUACUUGUACAAUUCUAGAACUUCUAUUUGGUAAUGUGUCUUUGUUUUUUUACGUCCCUUUGGUUCUCAGGAUGAAGAGAACACAUAAAGCUACUAUCCAUGUCAGGAUUUCUAUUUAUAUCUUAUUACAAUAAAAUUACUGGCACUUUAUUCAUAAAUAUUCAUAAGCCUAUUAAUUAUUAGUUGUCUUCCUGUAGUUCAAUCAACAAGUCAUUUUCAACUUGAUUUUCUGACUAGUGAAAAACCUUUUGCCCUAGUGUGUUUGCUUAGCCUUUAAAAGAAUGGAAAAGGACUAAAUUUACAUUUAGAUUAUUUUUGCAGUAUUUUUCUCAGCAAAUCGGAUUUAUUCUAAAAUUUCAUUCCAGACUUUUCUCUAACAGCUAUUACAUGAAAAGGAAAAAGUGAAUAUUUUGAAUUUUCAGUUUUUGUUUUCAAAAAAUAUUUACCGAAACAAAUGGAGAAAAACAUUUAAAAGGGUUAUUUCAUAUCUAUGAAUGUCACAUUUUAAAGUAGUAGUCAUAUAUUGUAAGGUUAUUUUAAACUGUCCUCCAUUCCCCCCACCCCAUGUGUAUUUUAGAUUAAUUUUUGAUCAGCUUUCUUCUCACAUCAUAGGUUAGGCAGAGGGGAUGAGAAGGUUUCUUGUUAGCACACACAUUAGCUACACAGACAUAACAUGGUUGGGUUUCCGUUGGUAGCCCCAAAUCGUAGGAUUUGGUACUCUUCCGUUUUCCUUUAGUGAAAGUAUACUGUUAGAAAAUUAACAUUUUUAUUUGAGUAAAGUUUUUAGAAUAUCAAAAUCUUUUCUGAGCACCAAGUGGCUAGGUUGUGAAAGUUUUGUAAUAAUUUGCACCUGAAGUUCAUGAUAUAUUUUAAUCCAUUAAACACUAGUGGGAAUGUAUCAGCCAGAGUAGCAAGUAAGUUUUGUUUUAUAAAUCAGAGCAUCUGUCACCUUGCAGUAUUACCAAUGCUGUUGUAAAUUGAAUUGAAAGUGGUAUUAAAAAAAAAACUUCCUGUUAAACAAUUUUUAUCUGUUUGUAUAUCUUAACUAUAGAUUAUGUACAAGUAACAUCUAAAUAAAAUUACACUUUUAACCCUAAAAGGUUUUACUCCAUGA
Suricata suricatta (meerkat) is the source of this 4862-nucleotide messenger RNA. RefSeq names its product WASP family member 3 (gene WASF3). Gene Ontology annotation, biological process: actin cytoskeleton organization; positive regulation of Arp2/3 complex-mediated actin nucleation. NCBI's taxonomy places the organism in Eukaryota, Metazoa, Chordata, Mammalia, Carnivora, Herpestidae. The transcript has 10 exons. The record is from RefSeq and is a predicted model, not a curated record. The coding region runs from base 137 to 1654 and encodes 505 amino acids. Gene Ontology annotation, cellular component: cytoskeleton; SCAR complex. Gene Ontology annotation, molecular function: protein kinase A regulatory subunit binding; actin binding; Arp2/3 complex binding.